Molecule: messenger RNA, 1238 nt
Organism: Xylona heveae TC161
Lineage: Eukaryota; Fungi; Ascomycota; Xylonomycetes; Xylonales; Xylonaceae
Exons: 5
Coding region: 137-1159 (340 amino acids)
Source: RefSeq, a predicted model, not a curated record
AUACUUGCCGCCGGGGCCAUGAGACGUUGAACUUCAUGGUGUUCACAUUUGCGACUCCGUCGAUCCGUUCAAUCUUGAAGAUUUAUCCCCGAGGAUAUGAACGCACCGGUGACGGCUGCAAACCGAGUAUCUAUCGAUGCUCUCAAUGGCCACAGCAUUUUCUCUCUGCGCGACUUACGUAUUCAUAAGUUUCGUUCACUCUAGUGGAGCGGUUACGACAAUCCCAGAUUGGCCGCUCAUCACACCAGGGCCGAAGUUGGUAUUGCAGCCUCGCACGCAAGAUUUGGCUCUUUGGGGGUAUGUGAGCGGAAACUCCAACUCGCCCUUGAGCUGUCCUUCUGGUUUCACUGCUACUUUUGACGGCGCAGCGGACAACUUCGUUGCAUGUUGUAACGGCGUUACCUGCACGAACGAUUACCAUACUUGCAAUGACUAUUUGGGAACAGCCUGCCCGGAACCCGGCAUUUGCAGCGAAAUAUAUACCCAAUAUCUGCAAUGUGCGGCUGCUACGCCUUCUUGCAUUCUCUAUGCACGGAUAACUGGACCAGAGGAUGGGAACAGCAAAAGUUCGUUUGCAUGUGGACAGACGGGAGGUACUGUGUUAGUGUUGCCCAGUGUGACUGGCGCAUCAACCGCAACAGACGCUAGCAAGUCCAGCACAUCUCAUCCUCUGACUGAUGAUUUCCUCUCAAGUUACAGCAACCUUUUUCCAAUUUCUACUUCUAAGACAUCUCAUGCAGAAGAGAGCAAGAGCAUCACUUCCAUUGAGACAUCGAGCACAUCUCCGACACCAACUCAUUCAAAAUCGGGUGGCAUGGAUGCAUCGACCAAGGCAACAAUUGCCGGAGUGAUUAUUGCUGGAGUCACUGUGCCAUUGAUGAUUCUUGGCAUCUUUGCUGCUAUUAUUCCGGUGCAGACCUUAAAGUGUCUCACUUGCGGUAAAAGACCGAAGUCAAAAACCACUUCGACUGGGGAGUUGCGUCCUCCUACUAAUCCGGAGCUUCGGCCAGCGAUUGUGAAUGCUGGUCUUACCCGCAUCAACAACGCAUUUCAUACGCAGCCGGAGCCGCAGCGGUAUACGAUGAACUAUUAUCCGCAACCGCAGCCGCAAUAUCAACCCCAAUAUCAGCCAUUAUACCCACAACAUCAGUAUCGCUGAUACCAGAAUUUGCUUGUUAUAUGACAAACUUAUGGCGCAAUUGUGUAUUCAUUUUUAUUUCUAUAUCCCCAGGAAGCUC